Molecule: messenger RNA, 2994 nt
Organism: Lynx canadensis (Canada lynx)
Lineage: Eukaryota; Metazoa; Chordata; Mammalia; Carnivora; Felidae
Product: sialic acid-binding Ig-like lectin 8
Exons: 4
Coding region: 832-1689 (285 amino acids)
Biological process (GO): cell adhesion
Cellular component (GO): plasma membrane
Molecular function (GO): sialic acid binding
Source: RefSeq, a predicted model, not a curated record
UCUGUCUCUCUCUGUCUCAAAAAUAAAUAAACAUUAAUAAAUAAAUAAAUAAAUAAAUAAAUAAACAAACAUUAAAAACAAUGGGCACUUCAUAAAGAUCAAAGGCUUAAUUCACACACACCCCAAAUAUACAAGUGUAAUAUGUAGGCAUCUACAAAUGGAAUUUUGAAACACACAAAGCACAUAUAAUCACAGAAUUACAGUUACUUGUCACAGAGAGCUCCAGGUGCUGGACACUUACUGUUUUACAGUGACUCUUGAGGCCGUGCCCGGGGCUAGUGUGUGACCUCGUGAGCAGGGAAGGGAUGCCCACCACGUGGAUUCCGAGGGAGGGAGGACAGUGGGCCUCCUCACACCUCCUUCUAGCCUCCCCCAUCUCCCAGGUCCUGAUGCCCCCCGCCCCGCCCCACCAGCAGCACUGACUUCCACAGACAUGUACGGCCUGUGAUUCAGGUGGUCUGGCCCAAAGGAAGGAACCCUUUUUCACUUUGCAAAAAAAUGACCCCAGAAGGGAGGGGCAUUGGCAGGAAGGCGGGAGAUGGGGCUCGAGCCCUGCACAGGGUGUGAAUUUGGGCGAGGCUCUCACCCUCUCUGGCCUCUAGGCCCAGGGUCCCCAGCAGUGGAGAUGUGGUGGUGGAUGGCUGAUUCCCAAGGGCUGUCCCGGCCCUGACAGCGUCUGCGUGCGAGGUUCCUUCUCUGAGGAGGGCCACUGUUCUGACAUCACUGUCACCUUCCUGUCGGGGCCUCCUCUCAGUCCUGCAGCUCUUAGCUUCUGAGAGACAAACCCGGAGAAACAGGCUCCCCGGGGACCCGGCACCUCCAAGCCCAGACAUGCUUCUGCUGCUGUUGGCCCUGCUCUGGGGGACGGAGGGGGCCGAGGGCCAGAGGGGGGCCGGGAGGGGGCCACAGGGGCAUUACUGGCUGCAAGUGCAGGACGCAAAGGGGCAGGAGGGCCUGUGUGUGCGAGUGUCCUGCAGAUGCUUCUAUCCCCGGGAAGGCUGGUCUGAGUCUACCCCAGCUCUCGGCUACUGGUUCCGGAAAGGGGCCGGUGUACAACAGGAUGUUCUAGUGGCCACAAACAACCCGGAUGGAAAAGUGCGGCAGGAGUCCCAGGGCCGAUUCCGCCUCUUCGGAAACCCCCAGGACUACGACUGUUCCCUGGACGUCAGAGACGCACGGAGAGGGGACUCGGGGACAUACGUCUUUAGGGUGGAGAGGGGGCCUUCUGUGAGAUAUACUUACACACGGGACCAGCUCUCCGUGCGUGUGACAGCCCUGACCCAGACACCUGACAUCCUUAUCUCGGGGACCCUGGAGUCUGGACGCCCCAGUAACCUGACCUGCUCUGUGCCCUGGGCCUGUGCGUGGGGCACGCCCCCCAUCUUCUCCUGGACGUCAGCGGCCCUCGCCUCCCUGGGCCCCAAGACCCACCUCUCCUCUGUGCUCACCCUCACCCCACGGCUGCAAGACCACGGCACCGACCUCACCUGUCAGGUGACCUUGCCUGGGACCGGAGUGACCACAAUGAGGACCAUUCACCUCAACGUGUCCUAUUCUCCGUGGAACUUGACCGUCACUGUCUUCCAAGAAAACGGCACAGCGCUUGGAGGAUGGCUCAUCUCUUUCAGUCCUGGAGGACCAGUCCCUGCACCUGGUCCGUGUCAACAGCAACCCCCCCAGUCAGGCUGAGCUGGGCCCCGGGGAGCUGACCCUGUGCUCCUCAAAGCCCUGGAACCCUGGGGUGCUGGGGCUGCCUCGGGCACAGGAGAGAGAUGAAGGGGAAUACCCCUGCUGAGCUCGGAGUGCGGUGGGCUCCCAGCACGCCUCCCUGAGCCUCUCUCUGCAGGGUGAGUGUCCAGGGGCUGCACAGUGGACCCUAAUCCCUCAAUGCCAUUUGGCUCACUGGUCCCCGAGCAGGCAGCCCCAGAGCCCGCUGUCCAGCCGCCGGAAGGCCAGGGCACGGGGUAGCGUGCGGCUCAGGCACAUGGGGUGCCACAGCAGUGACGCAGGGGGGCCUGGGGGACCGAUGUCCAGAGACCAGCCGGGAGCAGAGGACACGGUGUAGCAGUCAAGCUCACGAAUCCAGGAAUCCAUCCUCCUUCGCCUCAUCGUCCUCGUGUGAGCGCUGCCCCAGGGGGAGGGGAGGCCUGAGGGGGGUGGGGAUUGCGGCCGAGUCCCAGAACCAGCGCAGGAGGGACUGAACAGGUCAGAGGGCAGGGCAGGGGGGAGGCUGACCACAGUGUCCAGGACGGGACGGGCUGCGCCUGCUGUGCUCACGGCUGUCUACGCGGCCAGACCUGCACUCUCCCACCUCGUCCGCCCUCCAGCCCCUUAACUGGGAACCGGAGUGAAUCAGUUGGCCCUGCAUUCCCAGGACCAGACCGAAAGGCCCCGGUGUCUUCUCUCAGACUGAGAUUCUUCAGGAAGGAGAAGCCAGGCCUGCAGGGGGCGUGGAGGAGGCCAACACCACCCCCAGUUAAUCCCUCAGGUGAGUGACGUGGGCACCCAACAUCCCACCAUCACCUCCUCCAGGAUGGCCCCAGGAUUGCUUCACUCAGCACGGCCGAGGUUGAGCUGCCACGUUCCUCUUGAACCUUCUUCUCUGCUGGGAUUCCCUCACAUGGCUGGCAUGGUCUCAUCUCUAAGGCCAGAACUGGGGGUGUGGUUCUCCACCGUGACCUCCCUCUGUUCUGCCUGGUCCACUACAUCACCUGGUCUUGUCCAUCCUUCCUCUAAGCUCAUCCUAGCUCCCGUCUCCUCCCCAUCCUGACCUUGCUUGUUCCUGCGGCCUCCUCUUUUCCCCGGGCCUCUAAUGCACCUGUCUCUUGCCUCCCCCUCCGUCCUCAACACUGAGUCUUGGGACACCAUUAUCAUCCACUUUCUCCACAGUAUGAAGACCUAGGAUUCCUCUCCACAGUCCAAACUGAGGGGCAAACAGGCUAGAUUUGAAGACCUGAUGUGGUCUCUUUCCCACCGAACUCUCCACCCAGGUCC